AUGCAGCAUCACCCACACAGUCACAUGCGACGAAUACGACAUCUAAAUAUAUUCCUCUUGCUGCUUCUCUACUUGUCGCAAAUCAAAGCGUGGCGACCAUGUCCAGAGCUCAGUCCAGCAUUGCGUUUGCCCUGCAGAUGCAAUGUGGUGCCGUUCGCCUCGACGGGACAGCUCGGCGCGGUGGCAAUGGACUGCGAUCGCGUCGUUUUUCAUGGUGAGGCGCCGCAACUGCCGUAUGGCGCGCCGAUUGUCUCCUACUCGCAGCGCUACAGUGGACAGCAAGUUUUGCCAUCGCAGACUUUUGGCACACUGAAGUUGCCGAUUGAGGAAAUGGAUCUUUCGAACAAUCUCAUACGACGCAUACCCGAGAAGGCAUUCCUCGGCCUCAAGGAAUCACUCACAGAAUUGCGCUUGGCGAAUAAUCUCCUGGGCGACAGUUUGAAUCCGAUAUUUUCCACCGCCGAAUUCCAGCCAUUGAAAAAUCUCAAAACACUCGAUUUAUCGGGCAACAAAAUCAAAUCGAUUGAGGAGGGUCUACUCAAAGGCUGCACCGACCUGAAGGAUUUCUAUUUAGAUCGGAAUUGCUUAUCCGCCGUUCCAUCCAACUCGCUUAAUGGACCCAACGGGCUGCGGCUACUAUCAUUGCGCCACAAUCAUAUAACAACACUCCCUUACGAGGCGUUCAUAGCACAGCCGCAACUGGAAAUUGUGGAUUUGCGCUACAACGAAAUCAAAUCGAUCGAAGGUCUGGCGUUUCAAGGUCUCCGCAUGAUACGCGAAAUUAAAUUGGCCGGAAACCGUAUUACGAAUUUGAAUAGUGACGUUUUCGAGCGUGUGCCCACUUUGCAGAAGUUAGAUCUGUCCGAAAAUUUCAUAGCUCAAUUCCCAAUCGUGGCGUUGGCGGCUAUUGGAAAUCUGAAGUCAUUGAAUUUGUCCUCGAAUAUGUUGCAGCGCUUGGACUACACGCACAUGCAAGUGGUUAAGACUCUGGAAGUGUUGGAUUUGAGCCGCAACGGCAUUACGACAAUACCACCGGGUACUUUCCGCGAUUUGGCGGCGCUUAAAUACUUAGAUUUGAGUUUGAACUCACUGCGAACAAUUGAAGACGACGCGCUGGAGGGUUUGGAUAAUCUGCAAACUCUCAUCAUACGCGACAACAAUAUCUUACUCAUACCAGGCAGCGCUUUGGGUCGCCUGCCGAGCUUGACCACAUUACAUUUGGACUUUAAUCGGGUCGCCGCUUUAUCAACGGAGAUUUUGGGCUCUAUACAAGCAGAGGACAUCACUUCAUUGACACUCGCACGUAAUGUGAUACGCGAGCUGCCGCCUGGCAGUUUCCAAACGUUUGCCAAUCUACGCACACUCGAUCUCUCUGGCAACUCGCUGGCCGUAAUUAGUGCUGACAUAUUCCUUGGCUUGGAUCAGUCACUUAAUGAAUUGAAACUCUCACAUAAUCGUAUUACCGGCUUGGGCACUGCGCCGCUUGCCUUGACCGAAUUGCGUAGUCUCGAUUUGAGCGGCAACAAUCUCGCUGAUCUGCCGCGCAAUAUAUUCCAGGAUUUAGAGAAUUUGCAGUAUCUUAAUCUUAGUGGUAAUCACCAUUUAGCGCCCGUACCAGCAGCGCUUAUACGACCACUCGCACGCUUACAAGUCAUCGACUUGAGCCAUUGUGCGCUGAAGCAGAUGUCCGGUGAUCUUUUCGCAACAUUGCAGGACCUAAAACACAUUUAUCUGAACAAUAAUAAUUUACAAGAGAUUAACGACGGUAGUUUUGUUGAUUUAUGGAACAUCUCAUCAAUAGAUUUGUCUGAGAAUCAAAUCACCUCUAUACGGCCAGGCGCUUUCGUCAACAUAAUGCACGUCAGGCGUCUUAAUUUGCGCGGCAAUCAGCUGUCCGCUUUUAAGGGUGAGUUCUUCAACACAGGCACCAGCUUGGAGGAGCUGGACAUCUCAAACAAUCACCUCAGCUACCUAUUUCCCUCUUCAUUUCGCAUACAUCCCCGUCUGCGUGAAAUCAAAGCGGCUAAUAACAAAUUCAGCUUCUUCCCCGCCGAGCUCAUUUCGACGCUGCAAUAUCUAGAAUAUGUGGACCUCUCGCACAAUCAACUCAAAUCGAUUGAAGAGUUGGAUUUUGCGCGCUUACCACGCCUGCGCGCACUGCUUGUCGCUCACAACCAAUUGGAUAUGCUCAGCGAGAUGGCUUUCCACAACUCGACUCAACUGCAGACAGUCGAUUUGUCGUACAAUCACUUGGACCGCAUUGGAGAGCGUACAUUUGAAGGUUUGGUACGCUUGGAAAUGCUCAAUUUAGAAGGCAAUCAACUGACCGAGCUUUCUGAUUUGAUAUUUGAACGCUCCAAGCUGCAAAUGUUGGAGAAUAUAAAUUUGGCGCAAAAUAAAUUCGAAUAUGCGCCACUCAAUGCGCUGCAGCGUCAGUACUUCUUUGUCUCCUCGGUGAACUUGAGUCGCAAUAAAAUACGCGCCAUACCUGCGGAUGAUAGCAUUAUGGUGAAUAUCAAGGAUCUAGAUCUCUCAUACAAUCCUCUGAGCGAAGGUGCAGUGCGCAACAUACUCAACGAACCGAAGACGGUGCGCGCGCUCAAUUUAGCCGGGACGGGCAUUGUGCAUCUAGAGCCACUAGAGACACCGUUUCUGCAGUAUUUGAAUCUCUCCGAAAAUAACCUUAAAUCUAUUGAUGCUGACGUAUUUCAGCGCACAACUCUACUUGAGACUUUAGAUCUAUCCAGUAAUCAUUUGGAGAGUCUAAGCGAUCUUGCUGCCGCCUGGCCAAAACUGCAGUCCCUAAACACUUUGGACCUCUCCAACAAUAGUUUUGAGGUAAUCUCACAGGAAAAUUUCGAAAAUUUGGAAAUGCUACGCGUUUUGCGACUCAAGAGUCUGCCUAAUGUCAAUCGCAUCGAGAAGAACGCUUUCAGACAUAUGCCUAAUUUGGAAAAACUCGAGGCAUACGACCUACCCUUGUUGGGCUACCUCGAUUUGCAGGGCAUACUGGAGUUGUUACCCGGACUGGAGGAUAUAGAUUUCGAGGUGAAAGACGCCUCAAUAGGUACAGAGCAAAUACAGCCCGCUAAGCAUCCGAGACUCAAAUCGAUAGGCAUACGUGGUGAUCGUCUUAAGACGAUCUCCUCUGGCACAUUAGCCGGUUUAAAGAGUAGCGACCUCACCAUAAAACUACAGAAUACGUCACUUACAUCGCUGCCACCUGCCCUACUCUUCCCUGUGCCACGCUCCUCCCACCUAACACUGGAUAUUACAGGUUCUAAAGUCACUGUGUUGGUACCACAAUUUCUUACUGCGCUAGAGGACCGACGUUCCAGCAUGCAAUUGAAGGGUCUCGCCACAAAUCCUAUACACUGCGACUGCAAUGCGCGCGCACUUCGACGCUGGCUGCCCAAUUCGCAUAUGUCCGAUGUCGAAUGUCAGUCCCCAGCUUUCCUUGCCGGCAAGAAACUAAUCGAAGUUGGUGAUGAUGAGCUGACAUGCGAUCCACGCCGCAUGACUACUACUACCGCUCGCAGCACCUCACAAUAUAUGCUUAAGUCCUCUUCCCGCCUCGUGACACGUCCCACACCUACCACUACUGAGGAACCCAUGAUCAUCUGGAGUUUAGAGCCGACACAAGCACCACCCAUGAAGAUCAAAACCAAGGCACCGCUCAUGAAGGCGCCCAUUAUGAGUAACGAUGAUACGCUAAUCAUAGGUAUUGUAGGCGGUGUAGUCGCCUUCAUUGCCAUUCUCAUCAUCAUAAUUUGCAUUGUACGGCUACGUAUGAGCAAUGUGGACUACCACAAUGGACCAGCUAUGAUCGGUAUACCACCAAUGCCAAUGGGUCCGGGAAAUAUGCCGAUGAACUUCAAGGGCGCACCUACAGCUCUCUACGCUGUACCGCCGUAUGCUACACAAAACUACGCCACAUUGCCACACAAAACGUCCUCCAUACAUCAAUCCACACAAAAUCUAUCGCAGCGCGGCGCUACACAAAAUGGACAAAACUCUUAUUCCACUAUGUCGCGCAUGUCGUACUUUGGCGGUACACAGCAGCAAGCCUCGCCACAGUCCAAUGGCCAACAACCGUAUAUUAUCUAUUCAGAUGACAAAGUGUACAGAUAAGACCGUAUGGAUGGAUGGAUGGGUGAAGUAGGCUCACUGUGGCGGUGCGUGUAACAAAUCAUUUUAGUGUUCAAUACAAGCUGGGCGGCCGAAGGCCUUCCGGUGAGGGCCGUAAUGGCCGUCGUUGGCUCACACAAUUACAAGCCUUAUACAUACAUACAAACACUUUCAGUCAGUUGUGUAACAUUUACGCAACGUGUUUAUUCUUUUGUGUUGAAUUUUUUAAUAUUUUUUUUUUAUUUUUUAUUUUAUCGAUUCAGAAAACCAUCUUAGUGUAGCCAAGUUUUGAACUUGGCGCUUAGUGUUAAAUAUAAAUAUUUUAAAAUUAUACAUAGCUCAAGUGUCUUACAAAUCAUUUUAAAGGCAGUAUGUAAGUGUGGGUUCCGUGGAAAACGAGACUACAAAAAAUUAUUUCAUUCAUUUUAUGCUCAAUCAGAUAAAACUGCAUCAUUCAAAGUAUGGUCAUCUCUAAAAAAAUGUUUCUUCUCUGCCCUCGAUCCAAUCAUUCUUCGAUUUCUUCAAACGACUCGAACCGUUUACCCGGAAAAUCGUUUUGUAUUCGUCGGAAAGCCCGUACUCGGAAGAAGCAAGGUUUGGAGAAUACGGCGGGUAGAGACAUCCAACCCCACUCUCCCUCUGGUCCAACCCUGUCGAAAUAACAUGUUUCUUGGACCUCCCAUUAGAUUACCUCGGUGACUUAGAUUGAUUAAACCUGUCCCCAAGCGGAGCUAGUGAAUAGCUACAACAACAAUAAUAACAACGGCGGGUGCAAUAAGACCACCCGUUAAGGCGUUUCAAGGUGGCUUUCAGUCGUUUAUGGACGAUUUUACGCAAUCCACGUCUCAAACGCUAACAUAUCGUAUCAAUGGUUUCGCCUAGUUGGUAGAGAGCUAGUUCCAGUAAAUCCUCCACUACCCCAUUUUCAAUCCUUUUGGAUUGUCCUGAAAGAUCUUUGCCUUCGACGCUGAAAUCACCACUUUAGAAGCGUCGAAACUACUCUCUGCUUGACUUAUCGGUCGGCACAGAUUCACCAUAAACCCCCACAACCAUUCUUCCCAUUAAAAUUGAAAAUAAAAUUAAAACGGACCGAAUUAAUUUGUACCCCCAACAUUUUACCGAGUAGUAGAAAUCUCUCGCAGCCGAGCAAAAUGACUAGGGUCAGCGAUGUUUAGAACAGUGGAAUUAAAAACUUCUUUUCCAAU
Molecule: messenger RNA, 5333 nt
Organism: Ceratitis capitata (Mediterranean fruit fly)
Lineage: Eukaryota; Metazoa; Arthropoda; Insecta; Diptera; Tephritidae
Product: protein artichoke
Cellular component (GO): extracellular matrix
Molecular function (GO): protein binding
Source: RefSeq, a predicted model, not a curated record